Caenorhabditis remanei is the source of this 1182-nucleotide messenger RNA. RefSeq lists its product as uncharacterized. Gene Ontology annotation, biological process: positive regulation of RNA polymerase II transcription preinitiation complex assembly. The coding region runs from base 1 to 1182 and encodes 393 amino acids. Gene Ontology annotation, cellular component: cytosolic proteasome complex; proteasome regulatory particle, base subcomplex. NCBI's taxonomy places the organism in Eukaryota, Metazoa, Nematoda, Chromadorea, Rhabditida, Rhabditidae. The transcript is spliced from 4 exons. The record is from RefSeq and is a predicted model, not a curated record. Gene Ontology annotation, molecular function: ATP binding; proteasome-activating activity; ATP hydrolysis activity.
AUGAGUAUUUGUCUUCUUUCCAGAUUGAUCAAAGAGGAGUCGGAGUUCACUCUGAGCAUCUUAAAAACCGAGGACACGGUUAACAGAGAGUUCAUUGAGACCGAACUGGAAGAGACGCUCCCGACGGAAUCAGAUCUCUUCCCUAACUUGAGCAAGAACAGAGUCAAGGCGGAGCAAUUUGAGGAAGAAUCUGGCAACGCGAUGGCUGAAAAAACGAAAGUCGUCAAUCUGGGAAGAGUGAAGUCUGAGGAAGCAGAUGAUUCGGUGAAGAAUGAUAAGGAGGAGCCCCAAGAUGUGCCAAAAAAUCUCCCGAUUGAAGCACAAGGGUUGACAAAAUCUCAACUCCAUCGAGAAGUCGACCCACUUCUUAACAACGUUCUUCAAGUCGAGCAGGGAAAAAUCAGUUACUCAGAUGUCGGAGGGCUCACGGAGCAGAUCGAUAAACUCCGUGAGUUCGCCGAGCUCCCUGUGGUCAAUCCGGAACUCUUCCGCCGCAUUGGAAUCUCUCCGUUCAAUGCAUGUCUCCUCUUCGGACCAUCUGGAACCGGAAAGACGCUUCUGGCAAGCGCAUUGAAGUCUCAACUGGAUUGUGCCUUUAUCAAGGUCGUUUCGUCGGAAAUCGUCGACAAAUACAUUGGAGAAUCGGCUAGAAUUAUUCGAGAUAUGUUCAAUUACGCCCGUGAUCAUCAGCCGUGCGUCGUCUUCAUGGAUGAGAUUGAUGCUAUUGGUGGACGGAGAUUCCCGAAGGGAACGUCGGCGGAUCGAGAGAUUCAGAGAACUCUCAUGGAGCUUCUGAAUCAGUUGGACCGAAUCGACUCGCUCGGGACAGUGAAGGUCAUUAUGGCGACAAAUCGACCGGAUACGCUGGAUCCGGCACUUCUUCGUCCUGGACGACUCGAUCGAAAGAUUGAAAUCGGACUGCCGGAUGAGCAAUCGAGAAUUGAGAUUCUGAAGAUCCACUCGAAUAAGAUUACGAAGCAUGGAGAGAUUGACUUCGAGGCGGUUGUGAAGUUGUCCGAUGGAUUCUCUGGAGCUCACUUGAAGAAUGUGUGCACUGAAGCAGGAAUGUACGCGAUCCGUGCUGGUCGUGAGCGUGUCACCAACGAGGACUUCAUGAAUGCUGUCCGCGAAGUCGGUGACGCAUUGCGCCUCGAAACGAAACUCGACAAGAAGCCAGUCUAA